Molecule: messenger RNA, 168 nt
Organism: Aspergillus niger
Lineage: Eukaryota; Fungi; Ascomycota; Eurotiomycetes; Eurotiales; Aspergillaceae
Exons: 3
Coding region: 1-168 (55 amino acids)
Source: RefSeq, a predicted model, not a curated record
AUGGGAAAUGGCAGGCCUAGAACGCAAGAGCCAGCAUCACCCCCGACUCUCCCCGGUUCCAAUCAACAGUUCGAAAUCUACAGUUCAAAAUCUAAGCAGCAAUAUACAUGCGCAAUAUAUUCUCAUCUACAGCAGCUUUCCAAAGGAACAACAGAUAUAGGGUCUUAG